AUGACGAGCUUGCCUGAGAGGGGUGCAGCACCACCAUCCAAUCCUACGCCAUCAUCGUCGUGCGUGGGAGACGCCGCCGUAGCCUCUUCUUCUUCGUCUACUUCUUCCGCCCCAGAGGAGCAGAGGAAGGACGGCGGCCCGAAGCAGUGCAAGGCGUCCAUCCUCUCGAGCGUUCUCACCAUCUUCGAGCCGGACCAGGAUCAGUCAGGCAGGUCAGGGGGGCACGCCUCCGGGUCCUAUGCUUGGUCGAGGGUUCUGAGGCGGUUUGUGGGUGGCGGCUCCAUGUGGCGUUUCCUGGGAUGCGGCAAGGCUCUGACCGCCGCCGACGUCCAGUUCCUUGGAAAAUGCUACAAGCUGUCGUCCGAGGAGUCGUCGAGUGACUCGGAUUCUGAGGGCGGGCAUGCUGCGUUCUUGGAAGACUUCUCGUCAAGGAUAUGGAUCACCUACAGGAAAGGUUUUGAUGCCAUAUCUGAUUCCAAGCUCACAAGUGAUGUCAACUGGGGUUGCAUGGUUAGAAGCAGUCAGAUGCUGGUUGCACAGGCACUGAUUUUUCAUCAUCUUGGAAGGUCUUGGAGAAAGCCAGCACAGAAUCCAUCUAACCCAGAAUAUAUAAGGAUCUUACACCUGUUCGGUGAUUCUGAAGCCUGUGCUUUCUCCAUUCACAAUUUACUUCAAGCUGGAAAGAGUUACGGUCUGGCUGCUGGAUCAUGGGUGGGUCCAUAUGCUAUGUGUCGGGCAUGGCAAACCCUUAUCCGCACAAACAGAGAGCAACCUGAAGUUAUAAAUAGGAAUGAAAGUUUUCCUAUGGCGCUCUAUGUGGUCUCGGGUGAUGAAGAUGGUGAAAGAGGUGGAGCUCCAGUUGUUUGCAUUGAUGUUGCUGCUCAGCUUUGCUAUGAUUUCAACAAGGAUCAAUCAGCAUGGUCACCUAUUCUUUUGUUGGUUCCUCUGGUUCUUGGUCUUGACAAAAUUAAUCCAAGGUACAUCCCACUACUAAAGGAGACAUUCACAUUUCCUCAAAGCUUGGGCAUUUUAGGUGGAAAACCUGGAGCAUCAACUUACAUUGCUGGGGUGCAGGAUGACAGGGCACUCUACCUAGAUCCCCAUGAGGUUCAGCUGGCAGUUAACAUAGCAUCUGAUAACUUGGAGGCGGACACUUCCUCAUACCACUGCAGCACCGUCCGAGAUAUGCCUCUAGACCUGAUAGAUCCAUCCCUGGCUAUUGGUUUUUACUACCGUGACAAAGAUGACUUUGAUGAUUUCUGUUCUCGGGCCUCAGAGUUGGCAGAGCAGGCGAACGGAGCACCGCUCUUCACUGUCGUGCAGCCAGUUCAGCUGUCGAAACAGAUGUACAACCAGGAUGACGGGUCCGGCUGUUCAGGCUACGGUGUCUCCGACAACAUCGACGCGGAGGACCUCGAUGGCUCCGGCGAAACAGGAGAAGACGAGUGGCAGAUUCUCUGA
Triticum turgidum subsp. durum (durum wheat) is the source of this 1461-nucleotide messenger RNA. The record is from the annotation of a GenBank genome assembly. Lineage: Eukaryota; Viridiplantae; Streptophyta; Magnoliopsida; Poales; Poaceae.